AUGCCUCAGUGGGACAUUGUCAGCCAAGGCAGCGGUGGCAUUGUUGCUUAUAAGAACAAUUCCUCAGCUGUCGGCCAUGUUGCUCCUCGCCAGCCGGUCACGUUCCAAGUCCAGAAUUCUCGAGCUAGUCUCACCUACUCUGGUCCAGACGGGAGCCCGAUGACAAGCAGAGCCUUGGAUAUCGCCGAACGAAUUGCAUCAUAUCGAUCACGUUUGGCGUUGGCUAAUGAAACAAUCUUAGGAAUUGUUACGAUAACCCUGUCUACUUGCGUUCUAAAGAUGGUGUGUAUCACAGCCGGCAAGGAAGCUCGUCUCCUCAAAUCGUGUGGACUCGAGGCUCUUCAUGUACUCGGUCUUGGGUCUUGA
Messenger RNA from Clonostachys rhizophaga, 366 nucleotides. The record is from the annotation of a GenBank genome assembly. Lineage: Eukaryota; Fungi; Ascomycota; Sordariomycetes; Hypocreales; Bionectriaceae.